This is a messenger RNA of Leguminivora glycinivorella, 1029 nucleotides long. RefSeq names its product protein l(2)37Cc-like. Bases 114 to 926 code for a protein of 270 amino acids. The record is from RefSeq and is a predicted model, not a curated record. Gene Ontology annotation, biological process: mitochondrion organization. The transcript is spliced from 5 exons. NCBI's taxonomy places the organism in Eukaryota, Metazoa, Arthropoda, Insecta, Lepidoptera, Tortricidae. Gene Ontology annotation, cellular component: membrane; mitochondrion.
GGAUUUUCUUACACCUUGUCUGAAGUUGAUUGAUCAUGUAAACAAGACCAUUUUCAUCAGACCAUAAUUACCGUGCGUCUAGUCAAGAAUUGUAAGGUGUAGUGGAUAUUAGAAUGGCGGCGAAUAUUUUUAACCGGGUGGGGCAGGUGGGAUUAGGCAUGGCCCUCAUUGGCGGUACCGUCAAUUCUGCGUUAUUCAACGUGAACGGUGGACAGAGAGCAGUGAUAAUGGACAAGUUCACUGGCGUUCAGAAACACGUGGUGGGGGAGGGCACUCAUUUCAUCAUCCCCUGGGUGCAGACGCCAUAUAUUUUUGACGUUAAGUCGCGGCCGAGAAACGUUCCUACACUUACAGGCAGCAAAGACCUACAAAACGUGAAUAUAAACUUGCGCAUCCUCUUUCGGCCCGUACCCGAUGAGCUGCCCCGGAUCUUCACGCAACUCGGCGUGGAUUACGAGGACAGGGUGCUCCCUUCCAUCACGGGGGAGGUGCUGAAGGCGGUCGUGGCGCAGUUUAAUGCUGAGGAGCUUAUCACGCAGAGAGAAAUCGUCUCCCAAAAAGUAAACGACAACCUAACAGAAAGGGCGAAGCAAUUCGGCCUUAUACUGGACGACAUCUCAAUCACGCACCUGACCUUCGGCAAAGAGUUCACUCGCGCCGUCGAACUAAAACAAGUCGCUCAACAAGACGCCGAACGAGCGAGAUUUUUAGUCGAGAAAGAAGAACAGAAGAAGAAAGCAGCAAUUAUUAAGGCAGAGGGAGAUUCACAAGCUGCUAUCUUGUUAGCCAAAUCUUUUGGUAAAGCGGGAGAGGGGCUGGUAGAACUGAGGCGUAUAGAGGCGGCUGAGGAUAUAGCGUAUCAGUUGUCCAAGUCACCUAAUGUCACUUAUUUGCCUGAAGGGAAUGUAUUGCUGGGUGCAAAGUAGAUGAAAAAAUUACCCAGGUGUAAGAUUGCUGCUAGAAGGCUGAAGAUUCCCCACACUUCACUGUCCGGGAAGUUCAGAACUUUGAAUGCUGAUCUAAUGUCAG